UGUCAUUUGUCAUAUCCGUUUCCGUGUCUUUAAAAUAUGCGCAAAGUGCAAAAAAUAAAUCUUUUUAUCAGGUUUUCUAGAAGUGCUAGAUAAACGAUAUUGAACAUGCAGUUGUGUUUAAGAGGAACUUCUACUCAUUUCCUUGAGUGUGAAGGAUCUGAGACUAUUGGAGAUAUUAAGACCCGUAUUGCCUCACUGGAAGCUUUACAAGCUACUGAAAUUAGCCUAUAUUCAUCAGGAGUUCCAGUGACUGAUGAAAGAUUGGUAGCCGAUUUUGAAAAUGUAGACAUUGAAUUGACUGUAGGUUUACUUGGUGGUAAAGUACAUGGUUCAUUGGCCCGUGCUGGAAAAGUUAAAGGACAGACCCCAAAAGUAGAAAAGCAAGAGAAGAAAAAGAAGAAGACUGGCAGAGCCAAGAGGCGUAUUCAAUACAACAGAAGGUUUGUCAAUGUAGUAGCUUCUUUUGGACGAAGACGAGGACCAAACUCAAAUUCUGCUCCAAAUUCUUAAUUUGUAUUCUUUAACUAGCAUC
Psylliodes chrysocephalus is the source of this 532-nucleotide messenger RNA. Lineage: Eukaryota; Metazoa; Arthropoda; Insecta; Coleoptera; Chrysomelidae. The record is from the annotation of a GenBank genome assembly.